UUGCUCAGCUACCACUGCCACCAUACCACUAAGUACCUGCCUCACAUAAUAUUCAGUCGAGCUUUGGCGGCUAUGAGAGAGGACGUAUUGAUGUUCCGCUAUUUACAACUGUGAGCGCGUGUUUUCCUUUCUUUACAAUAUUUUACGUGCAAAACUAUUAACAAAUAACUAACGUGUCACGAGAAAGUGUAACAGUGAUUUUUAACGAAUAUAUUGGAUUAUAACUGGGAUUUUCUUAUUGAAAGUGGUAUUUUUAGUUGGAUUAUUUUUGUGAUGACUGAUGAUGGGAGCUCGUAGAGUGGUUUAGAAUUGUCGUAAUGGUGACUGGAUCGUGUGUUUAUUAAUUACAAUAGUUAUAAUUGGCACAACCAUGGCGGUUGUUAAUUUUAGCGUGUGUUUGGUACUUGUUUUGUACCAGCUUUCUGCGGUGCACAGUGACGAGGCAUCGUCAGAGUCUACAGAUCUUGGAUCCACAGAUUCAAAAGCCGAUAGUGACACAGAUGGAGUGCGGUGUUACUGUAAUACAGCUGAGUGCGUGGGGACCGGGUACAUGUGCCGAUCUCCUCGAGGUGGGGGAUGUUACAGCAAGUUGCCGUCACCAAGGAGAGCUCGUCACGCGAAACAUGGAUGCCUGUAUCAUUUAGCUGACACAGAAAAUGAGGCAUUGUCACAGUGCCAGAACUCGCCUGGUGGGACGCCGUCGUCAGCGGGACACUCUUUGUUACUGUGCUGCUUCCGAGACCUGUGCAAUCAUGAGGACAGUCCAAUUGCACGAGCCAGGCUCAACAUGACGGCUAAUGAUUUAGAUGGCAACACAGUAGAAAGUGAACGUGGCGCCAACUACAAUGGAGAGGUGUGGUUCAAAGCCGCUACCAUAGCAGUUCCCGUCUGUGGCGCUCUGAUACUCUUCCUGCUGGUCGCUGUUGCCGUACGUCUGCUAAAAGCUGACGCUUUGCUGCAUGCUGAUAGAAAACUUAGGGGUGGUUAUAUGCCACCAUUGGCGCAAAAUAAUACGGAAGACGUGAAAAAAGUAUGGGCGGGAACACCAUCGGCACCGCUCCUGGUAGCUCCGGGUGGUUGCGUGGUCGCCGUGGAGAGGGCGCAGCUGGUUGACACACCACAAUUCUGUGAUAUCCAACGGUAGACUGAUUACCUGUAAUCUCUUUAGCGGGCUGCGCCGUGGUGUGGCGCUGGCGGUUUGCUGCAAACAAACUUAUCAAGCUUCAAUAUAAUAUUUAUAUUCCAUACAUUAUUGGACUAAGCGCCACCAUCUUGUCUUGUGAUUUAUCUACAUUCUUAAAAUUAAACUCAAAUAAUAUUUUAUAUUACAAACAUAAAAUACCAUGCCAAUGCCAUGCCGUACUAUACAAAUAUUAUAGCAUUUGGCGUUCCAUUGUUUCUGCCUACCCUAAUGGGAGACAGGCGUGACAGAUAUGUAUGUAUAUAUGUAAAAUACCAAUGUGUACGUUUUUUGUUCAUAUUAGAAAAAUGAUAUUCUUUUUUUUUAUUUAUAAACAAUUAUAAAACAUCUAAAUUUGGCUGUGUAUGAUCUGGCUAUAAUUCUAAAUCUAUUUCAACUAUUGAUUUUUUUUUUAAUUCUAAAAUAUUUAGAUACCAUAAAAAUUAACCCAUAAAUUAUUUUUGUUUUCGUUUAAGUUAAUUAUUUGCCAAAAAUAAUGGUAAUCACAAAUGCCGUUUGCGUUUAGUUUCUUCAAUAUCUGUUGACUUCGCUUUAAAGCGACAAUAUCACAUUUGUUAUUUACACAAAAACUGUUUACUGUGUACACAUAACAUACAAUCAUGUUUGUUAAUAAAUAAAAAAUAGUAAUACGAUACAAUUCAUAUAAUUAUGGUCUAUAUAUAAUAUUAUAUCAUCGCUUGUUGAGUAUACUUUAAAAGUGAGCAAAUCGAUGAUGGUACUUGACUGAAUUUUGAAGUUUCAGCAAAUAUUUAAUGGGACACUUUUGCCUAAUUUUUUUCAUCAUAAUGUAAUCAUUUAUUAUGCAAAUUUUUUAAUAGAAUAUUUCAGAUUAAGUAGAAAUGGGUUGUAUGACACUUGUAAGACUUAUAAUUGAGGUGAAAUGUAAUUUUAAUUUUUUUUUUAUUAAUAUAACGAGCUAAUACAAAGAAAUAAUUGAGCAAAAAUUUCGUUUACAUUUUCAUUUAAUUAAAACAAAAAUUAAAUAAAUGUUUUUUAAUUUUCAUUUCAAUUUAAAACUCUUUUGUUAUAACGCCAUCAUUAUUAAAGCGUAAGGUUGUUUAAAAAAUAUGUCAAAAUAACUACUGUAAUAUAAAUUUACUGUAAUCGUUUCUAUAAUUUUUUUUUCUUACCUUAUUUGAUUAUGACUUACCUCUCGAAAUUAAACAAAAUAAAAAUAUGGUAAACACAAAAAGUAAUACUACAAUAAAAUAAUUUAUAUAUUUAAUAAUUUUGUAUAAUUUAUUACUUAUUAUUUUUACUAACAAAAAUAAUAAAUUGUACAUUUUUUAAGUAGAUGUAAUAAAAUUUUAACAUAGGGCUUUAUUAAACUAUAAUAAUAUAAAAAAAUAUACGAGUGAGAAUUAAAUCUACGAUUGUUACAGAUAUUGUUUUGAAAGGUAUAGUGUAAUGUUAAAUUUAAUGUUGACGGUAAAAGUGUCCCAAAGGUGAAUCUUCUUUAUUGACUGAUCUCAAAUUUUUACAUUUCUGCCGUCAUACUCACGGCGCGCCCGCGUAUAAACCAAAUCUACCACUAUGUAUAUUUAAAUGUUUAUUACAUUUUUAAGUGCUUUGUGUUCCUUUUAUAUCUUGUAAAUGUACCCCAUUUUAUUAAAUUAAUAUUGUAUACAAUUAAAGCGUAUCAUAAUUUAAGUUACCAAUGUACGUGAACAUUGUAAUAUGUCUUAAGUGUCUUAAAAAUAAGGAUAUGAAACGUACUAUCACCUCUGCCAUUUGAAGUCAAUUAAACAAUGGUUUUAGAAUAAUAUUUAUAUAAGGAACUGUUUCUAAUGGCACGGUGUUUUAAAAAGUUUAUAAAUAUAACGAAAUUAGAGAACAUUUUAGACAAAAUGCCAAUUGUGAAAAUGUAAAUAACUGUUUAGUGGUGAACGUACCGUUGCUUCGGUUUCUGAUUGUGCUUAUUCAUAUAACACUUUAUUAUUCUACAAGUUAUUUUUAAGCAAGUUUCAUAUCCUGUACAACAGUUAAUAGUGUCAUAUAUAUAUAUAUAUAUAUAUAUAUAUAUAUAUAUAUAUAUAUAUAUAUAUAUAUAUACUCGUAUGACUAUUAAAAUCGUUCUGUAAACAUAUGUAAAGACAAUUUUUAACAUCUUAAUUUUCAUCUCAGAUGUGACAAUUAAUUAAUUAAAAUAGUAAUUUAUACAAUGUUGUACAGAUUUUUUUUUAUUCAAAUAUAUUAAUAAAAUUUAUUGAUUACUUGGAAAUAGCUAAAAAGGAAUUAGAAUUCGUGCACAUUAUUGGUCAUAUCUGAGAUUAACUUGGUGACAAUAAUAUAACCUAUGAUUUAAAUGGAAACUGACACGCAAAUAAAUUUGUAUCAGAAUAGAACAUAUCGUCAUAGUCGUAGAAUACUGACGGAUCUUUAUACGUAAUCUUUGUCAGAUCCGUCAGUAUUCUACGACUAUGACGAAAUAAUGAGUUGAAUUUAAUAAAAAUCACUUUAUAGGCACAUUGUUUGUAAGUAGAUAGAUAUUAUUUCUAAUUGUUUAUCCAAGUACCAAUGUAUUUUUAUAUCUGCAUGCAUUUCCUUUUUUUUUUCUUGUGUAAAUUAUUAAUAUAAUUCGUUUGUAAAUAUAGUACUUAAAUGUUAAGUUGUUACCUAUUGAUGUAAAGUAAAUAUAUAAUGCUGUGGCGAUUUCUGAAAAUAAAAUUCAAUGUGAGUAACGCCUAGUCCAUGUAUCUGAUUUUUAGUGUACUUUAUUUGUUUAUUACAUACUUUUUUACUGUUUUUUUUUUUGUAACUCGCAUUGAAUUUUAUUUAUGGUCGAAAUCUAUAAUAACAUUAUAUUUAAUGUGAAUAAUAUUUUUUUUUUAUUAUAAUGAAAUGCGCGUCUAUGAUGUCUAUUUAUGAGUUUAUGUGUAAAAUUUAUAAAUUGUAUUAUUGUAAAUAAAUUAUUAUAAUUAUUAGUAUUAUUAUGUAAAUGAAUUUAUUGGAUCCAAAAUCUCUUCCUCUAUUUAUUCCAUUAAUAAUAAAGUACAAUAUUUUAAUGUCACUUUUCGACCAUUGCCAGAAAUUGGCCGUUUAAUGAAGCUUCCGUGAGGUGCCUUACCUUGUUGUAGGAAAAUAUAGGUGCAAGUGAAUACUCUAAUAUUGUAAUGACCACAUAUGAUCUAAUUGUAAAUAUAAUUGUAAUGUGUAUAAUAUAAAUUAAUAAAAAGAAAUUAUUUUAUUACUGGA
This is a messenger RNA of Galleria mellonella (greater wax moth), 4396 nucleotides long. Its product is annotated as BMP and activin membrane-bound inhibitor homolog. The record is from RefSeq and is a predicted model, not a curated record. The coding region runs from base 371 to 1144 and encodes 257 amino acids. Lineage: Eukaryota; Metazoa; Arthropoda; Insecta; Lepidoptera; Pyralidae. The transcript is spliced from 5 exons.